Molecule: messenger RNA, 708 nt
Organism: Daldinia loculata
Lineage: Eukaryota; Fungi; Ascomycota; Sordariomycetes; Xylariales; Hypoxylaceae
Exons: 4
Coding region: 1-708 (235 amino acids)
Source: RefSeq, a predicted model, not a curated record
AUGAGAAAUAAGGACCUCUGCAUCAAAUUCCCGUGUAAAUUUAGCUUCAGUUUCGAAGGUGCGAAGUCUUAUAAAUACUGUGCUAGCAAACCCAAUUGCAAGAGCGACGGCAACUUUUUCACUAAAGGCAACAAGCCGGUGAAGCGUGACCUCGAGCUGGAACCAGAGGUUGAACAGGGUGGAUACUAUCAACUUCGUAGUGGCGCCACCAUCUACUCCCCCAGCGACCUCGAGAUCGGAAGUUUUGCUGUGCGCAAUGUUUACGCCAACCAGACCAUCGACGAAGCCGAGGUGGCUCAUCUCGAGGCUCGCGGGUUAUUUGAGGGUGACGAUGACGAGGAUGAAGAGAUGAUUAAGGACGAGGUUAUGCAGAAGCUCCUAAUGACAGGAAAUUCAGAAACGGCACUCAUGUUUCGCUCCUGGCUAGACCUCUUCACUUUGCAACAAGAGGAUCAUAGGUUGGGAGGAGAUAUCAAAGAGCUUUAUAAAAAUCGGAACCUCGAGCUUGCCGGAAAAGAGUUCUUCAUCACCAAGCAGGGCUGGAUACAUAGCGCACCAGUUUACCUUGUCCUCAGGGACGUAGAAAAUCCUGGCCCAGACGGUACGCAAAAUCAUCGGAUUGUUGCGCGCACAGGUAUUUCCGAGAAAUCAUUAGACAUGACGGAAAGGAUCAAGUCCUUGCCUCCUUGUCGUUUCCAGAUUGUUUAG